This is a messenger RNA of Ustilago hordei, 699 nucleotides long. RefSeq names its product putative FUR1 - uracil phosphoribosyltransferase. The record is from RefSeq and is a predicted model, not a curated record. The transcript has a single exon. NCBI's taxonomy places the organism in Eukaryota, Fungi, Basidiomycota, Ustilaginomycetes, Ustilaginales, Ustilaginaceae. The coding region runs from base 1 to 699 and encodes 232 amino acids.
AUGGCUUGCGCAGCAACGACAGCCGAGAAGGGGGCAGCAUCAGCACAAGCUGGUCCCAUAUUGCCACCCAACGCAGCUCGUCUGCCACAAACGGCGCAGUUGGAUGCUCUCUUAACGAUCAUCCGAGAUACAUCUACGCCACGAUCGGACUUCAUCUUCUACUCUGACCGAAUUAUUCGUCUGCUAGUGGAAGAAGGACUCAACCACCUUCCCACAGUGCCCAAGAGAGUCAUGACACCCACGGGCUUCGAAUACUCGGGAGUCUCGUUCCAAGGACGAAUCUGCGGUGUAUCCAUUCUUCGUGCUGGUGAGGCAAUGGAAGCUGGUCUGCGCGAGUGCUGUCGCAGUGUCCGCAUCGGCAAGAUCCUGAUUCAGCGUGACGAGGAGACAGCCAAGCCGAAACUCUUCUAUGCCAAGCUACCAGAAGAUAUCGCGGAACGGUGGGUGUUGCUACUUGAUCCAAUGCUCGCAACUGGUGGAAGCGCUAUCAAGGCAAUCGAAGUGCUCAUCGAGAACGGAGUCGAGGCGGAACAGAUUCUUUUCCUCAACCUGAUCGCAAGUCCAGAAGGCCUGAACAACAUGUAUACCAAGUUCCCACAGGUCAAGGUGAUUUCAGCAUGGGUAGAUGAGAGGCUGGAUGAAAAGAGUUAUAUCAUUCCUGGUCUUGGUGACUAUGGUGACCGAUACUACAGCGGUUGA